GAUUCGUCUCCAGUUGUUUUGCUGACUCCUCUCCCGGUACACGCUGCUGUUAAAAGGACUCUCUCAGAAGGAGACAAGAUGCGUCCGCCUGUCCUCCUCCUCGCGCUGCUCGGCCUCAGUGCUGGAUAUCCCUCCGCGGAGCAGGCUGGCGGAGGGAAACACUGGGUGGUGAUCGUGGCGGGUUCCAACGGUUGGUACAACUACCGGCACCAGGCUGACGCCUGCCAUGCGUACCAGAUCAUUCACAAGAACGGGAUCCCAGACGAGCAGAUCGUUGUCAUGAUGUACGACGACUUGGCACAAAAUGAGGAAAACCCCACCCCUGGUGUGAUCAUCAACAGGCCCAAUGGUUCUGAUGUGUACCACGGAGUGCCAAAAGACUACACCAAGGAUGAUGUGACCCCUCAGAACUUCUUGGCGGUUCUGAAAGGAGAUUCUUCAGCUGUCAAAGGGAAAAAGGUUAUAAAAAGUGGUCCCAAUGACCAUGUGUUUGUUUACUUCACUGACCACGGGGCUCCAGGACUGCUGGCCUUCCCUAACGAUGAACUCCAUGUUGAAGAUCUCCAGGACACGAUCACCUUCAUGCACAAGAAUAAGAUGUACAAGAAGAUGGUGUUCUACAUUGAAGCCUGUGAGUCUGGGUCCAUGAUGACCCAGCUGCCUGCAGAUGUUGAUGUGUACGCCACCACUGCGUCCAACGCUCAGGAGUCCUCCUACGCCUGCUACUACGAUGAGAAGAGGGACACCUACCUGGGGGACUGGUACAGCGUGAACUGGAUGGAGGACUCGGACCAGGAGGACCUGACCAAAGAAACUCUGCAGAAACAGUUCAAGAUUGUGAAGACGGAGACGAACACGAGCCACGUCCAGCAGUACGGCAACAAAACUUUAGGACACAUGAAGGUGAUACAGUUUCAGGGUGACCCCAAAGCGUACAGCACACAUGCUCCUCAGGUGAGACCUCCACCAAUCACAGAGCUGGACCUGACCCCGAGCCCCGACGUUCCUCUGGCCAUCAUGAAGAGGAAGCUGAUGUCUUCCAAUGACAUCACAGUAGCAAAGAAACUGCUGACAGAGAUCAACACCCACCUGAAGGUCAGGACCAAGAUGGCCGACACCAUGCGCCACGUGGUGGAGAAGGUAACGGGCAGUCAGCUGAAGGCUGACGAGGUCCUCCAUGAAAGAUCUGAACUCUUCCAGCACGGGUGCUACAAGGCUGCAGUGAGGCACUUCAAACAGAGCUGCUUCAACUGGAACAACCCUGAGUACGAGUACGCCCUGAGACAUCUGUACGCUCUGGUGAACCUUUGUGAGAGGGGAUACCCAGCUCAGAGCAUCCAGCUGGCCAUGGACUCUGUGUGUCUGCUGAAGGUCUGAAGAGUCCUCCAGAACCAAGUUGGUUCUUGGUCUCUGCACUGCUGUGGACUCACCGUGACGUCAGGAGGACGCUUGUCACGUUUUAAUACUUUGAUUUUACUCUCACCUGAUGAUGAGCUGCACUGU
Molecule: messenger RNA, 1503 nt
Organism: Nematolebias whitei (Rio pearlfish)
Lineage: Eukaryota; Metazoa; Chordata; Actinopteri; Cyprinodontiformes; Rivulidae
Gene: lgmn
Product: legumain
Exons: 14
Coding region: 79-1377 (432 amino acids)
Biological process (GO): vacuolar protein processing
Molecular function (GO): cysteine-type endopeptidase activity
Source: RefSeq, a predicted model, not a curated record